CCGUUUUGCACACGGGCCUUACCCACAUGCGGUUCAUUGAAUAAGUUGAUAGUAGAGCCAAGUGAUUGUUGACAGCAGAGUGGUCCGUUUCACUUGCCGACACGUGCUUUCAAGCACAGCGUUCUCAAAAUGUCUUCGGCGAGUGUCUUGUGACAGUUCCAACACGUUUGUCUAGAACAUGGUUAAGGAAAAGCCCGAUUCGAUCCGGACCUAUGACCAAGAUGGAUAUCGACGAAGAGCCGCCUGUUUGUGUUUCAAAGACAGUUCCGAACAGGAGAUCCUUCUGGUGACAAGCAGCCGUUAUAGAGAUCGGUGGGUGGUUCCGGGAGGCGGCAUAGAGCCGGAAGAGGAGACGAAGAUUGCCGCAUCUCGUGAGGCCCGGGAGGAAGCAGGGGUUUUGGGGCAGCUUGGCCGACACCUGGGGAACUUCGAAAAUGAAGAUAAGAAACACCGGACCUCUGUGUUUACGUUUGUAGUGACAGAUUUGUUAGACGAGUGGGAGGAUUCCAAAAGUAUGGGUCGCAAGAGAGAGUGGUUUCCCUUGUGUGAGGCGAGGGAGCGGUUGUUGCACAAGCCGGUCCAAGUCACCUACCUGGAACUACUCAAAGAUCGACCUUUGGUGACCUGAGAUUACUACAUUCCAGCCUCCCUAGUUCAAGAUGUAAAGUUGCAGGCUAUGGAUUGGCUUCAUGUACACUUCCUUUGAUUGGACAAUUAGGACCUGUUGUGGGUCAUGUGACUGGAAUUAUAAAGAAGAUGUGUAUUCUGAUUGGCUGAAGCCAGUGAUGGUUAUUAUGUAUGUAUUAUAUGGAGGUUUUAACAUACCUGUGUGAUAUGGAAAGGGAUAAUUAUUAAAGACAGGAUGUGUAUAUUGAUGAGUGAUGGGUAUGUGAGUGAGGUGUGAGAUGUGUAAGGGUUCACUUGGAAGAAAUAGCAUUUAUGUGUCAACAGUGGAAUAAGGGUGAGAGAAGUGGAUCAUACACAUUGUGAUAUCCUAUGUAACAUAUUUCCCGUACUCUUCCUAUUAUUGAGGUGCUCCGAGAACAUUGGCAUGCCAGUUCUCCCUCGUCAGACAAGUUCGCUAAUUAGUCCGAGAAACUCCUGUGACAGUUCUAUUAAAUGUAUUGAGUUAAUAAAAGGGGGUAUCAGCCCUAUUGUCCUGAGACAGCAAGUUAUUCCAAUGUCUAUCCUACACUGUUGGGUGAUCCUCCAGACAACCUGCCCUGCUAGUUGCAGUGGAGGACUGGGGAGCACUGGGGAGCACUGAAGCGGAUGCCACUCGGUUCGUCUUUUUUCAAAUUCUCCGGAUGAAGGGACUUUACAUUUAACAGUGAAUAUGCCAUCUUUUUCUGAGUUGAAAUAUAUUCUUCCGCUUGAGCAGACCACAGUCCCAAUCACCAUUCUCUGUGAUGUAGAGUUGUCUGCCCUUCAGGAAACCAGAUCACAUGGGUCUUGUCUUCUGGGCUUUGAACAUUUUUUUUGAAGAUUUUUAUUCUAAAUCCAAUUUAACUGUGCAAUUUUUCAACCACAAUCACACUUUGCUCCUAAAUGUAUUGAUUCCGAGUGGGCAUCUCGACCAUUGCUCCCAGAGUCUGUGUGGCACGACAGUGAUGUAGGAUAGUGUUAUGGAAGUGGUAACAGAUCUUUUUUUGUAAACUUUGUGGAAAACUCCAAUGAACAACGCCUCUGCUGCUCCGUGCACAAUGAUGUAAACGCCUUGCCUUCAGAUACUACUUUUACUAUGAGGAAUCAUAAACAUACAGUGUUAAUUUUUUAAGACAUUUUGAUACAAACUAUUUUAAGACUUCACAGUGGAAAAAGCUUUUGGAAUUGAUGAACAUCUAUUUUGCUACCUGUUUAGACUAGAACUUUUUCAUGAAUUUUCCAGAUUUGUCAAGUUACUGUGUUGAAAUGAACAAUGUUCCGUGUAUGUAAGAGUGUGUGAGAGAGAUUUACAUGCAGUAUUUAUUGAAGUACACACCAAGGGUGGAGUGUUGAUUCAUGCAGAUGACAUCAACAAAACUUUUGCUAUAUUUGUUUUACUUGAAUAUAUGAGUCUUACUGAUUUCCCAGACACAAGUAUUUAUAUUUACUAUUGGUGUUUGCCAAUAUCAUUUCAAGAAUUCAGCAGCACUUUGGAGUCAUUUUGCCUCUAGUUAGUUGAAGUGAAGCCUCUCAAAGUGAGUUGACAAAUAAUAUAACAUAUUUCAUAACAAUUGAAACUAUCGUGCACAUUGUACUAAAUGUUUUGUAAGUGCUGUAACUUUUAUUUUGUGGCCAGUAUAUAUAGAAAUUAUGCCAUGUAUUUGAGGCAAUCCUAGAUUCCUCUGAUCUUGGGUUAUCUUAUGAUGGAUUCCAAUUGGAUUUAAUCAGGUGCUAUAUGCCCCGGGUAAGCGGGGAUGUCAUACCAUGUGUUACUUUGUAUUACAAUGCUGAGUCAGGAGCAAGUUGAAUGCAUCGUGAUGAACAUCAGUACAUGGCUCUCUGCGUGGACUGUUUUCUUGAGAACUUAAUGUUGAUGAAUAGGUGAAAACUUCUUGGAUGGUACGACACUGCUCUGUGUUGGAGAAAGUCUGUCAAACCUGACUGUACACUGGGUACCACUGAACAUUGUUGCUGAAACAAGUCAUAUUGUGAAUAUAUCACAGACCAAUGGACAGACUGUGACUCCGGGCUGCCAGAAGUGGUCAAAAUAUUUUAUGUCACAUACACUUUGCUUGCUGGAUUUACAGAACUUGGCCUCCGACAUCCCCUGGUCUCUGUGUCUGGUAGAUGACCUCAAACAUCCCUUGGUCUCCAUGACCGGUACAUGACCUCCAACAUCACCUGGUCUCCCUGAUUGUACAUGACCUCCAACAUCCCCUGGUCUCCGCGACCGGUACAUGACCUCCAACAUCCCCUGGUCUCUGUGUCUGGUACAUGACCUCCAACAUCCCCUGGUCUCUGCGACCGGUACAUGACCUCAAACAUCCCCUGGUCUCUACGAACGGUACAUGACCUCCGACAUCCCCCGGUCUCUGUGUCUGGUACAUGACCUCCAACAUCCCCUGGUCUCUGCGACGGGUACAUGACCUCCAACAUCCCCUGGUCUGUGUGACCGGUACAUGACCUCCAACAUCCCCUGGUCUCUGCGACCGGUACAUGACCUCCAACAUCCCAUUGUCUCCGUUACCGGUACAUGACCUCCAACAUCCCCUGGUCUCUGUGUCUGGUACAUGACCUCCAACAUCCCCUGGUCUCUGCGACCGGUACAUGACCUCCAACAUCCCUUGGUCUCAGUUACCGGUACAUGACCUCCAACAUCCCCUGGUCUCUGUGUCUGGUACAUGACCUCCAACAUCCCCUGGUCUCUGCGACCGGUACAUGAUCUCAAACAUCCCUUGGUCUCCGUUACCGGUACAUGACCUCCAACAUCCCCUGGUCUACAUGACGGUUCAUGACCUCUAACAACUACUGGUCUCCGUGACUCGUACAUGACCUCCAACAUCCCCUGGUCUCUGCAACCGGUACAUGACCUCCAACAUCCCCUGGUCUCCAUGACGAUUACAUGACCUCUAACAACUACUGGUCUCCGUGACUGGUACAUGACCUCCAACAUCCCCUGGUCUCUGCGACCGGUACAUGACCUCCAACAUCCCUUGGUCUCUGUUACUGGUACAUGACCUCCGACAUCCCCUGGUCUCUGUGUCUGGUACAUGACCUCCAACAUCCCCUGGUCUCCCUGACGGUUACAUGACCUCUUACAACUACUGGUCUCCGUGACUGGUACAUGACCUCCAACAUCCCCUGGUCUCUGCGACCGGUACAUGAUCUCCAACAUCCCCUGGUCUCCGUGACUGGUACAUGACCUCCAACAUCCCCUGGUCUCUGCAACCGGUACAUGACCUCCAACAUCCCCUGGUCUCCAUGACGGUUACAUGACCUCUAACAACUACUGGUCUCCGUGACUGGUACAUGACCUCCAACAUCCCCUGGUCUCUGUGACCGGUACAUGACCUCCAACAUCCCUUGAUCUCCGUUACCGGUACAUGACCUCCGACAUCCCCUGGUCUCUGUGUCUGGUACAUGACCUCCAACAUCCCCUGGUCUCCAUGACAGUUACAUGACCUCUAACAACUACUGGUCUCCGUGACUGGUACAUGACCUCCAACAUCCCCUGGUCUCUGCGACCGGUACAUGAUCUCCAACAUCCCUUGGUCUCCGUUACCGGUACAUGACCUCCAACAUCCCCUGGUCUCUGCGACUGGUACAUGACCUCCAACAUCCCCUGGUCUCCAUGACGGUUACAUGACCUCUAACAACUACUGGUCUCCGUGACUCGUACAUGAUCUCCAACAUCCCCUGGUCUCUGCGACUGGUACAUGACCUCCAACAUCCCCUGGUCUCCAUGACGGUUACAUGACCUCUAACAACUACUGGUCUCCGUGACUCGUACAUGAUCUCCAACAUCCCCUGGUCUCCGUGACGGUUAAAUGACCUCCAACAUCCCCUUGUCUCCCUGAUGGUACAUGACCUCCAACAUCCCCUGGUCUCUGUGACCGGUACAUGACCUCCAACAUCCCCUUGUCUCCACGACCGUUACAUGGCCUCCAACAUCCCCUGGUCUUUGUGACUCCUCCCAACUUUCCCUGGUUUCCGUGGCCGUCUUAAGGAACUAGGCUCCCACAUAAAUACAUUUCAAUUUCAAAUCCAACCAUUAAGACUUUAAUUCCCGCCUCCUCCAGCUGCCAACUUCAAUUACCUGUGACAGCUGAUAUCGCUAAUUAAACAGAGAUGAGAGUAACGCUGUAAUGUAGGAGAAAAUGUCCAGGUGUGUGUUAUACCCAGGGUCCAGUGUACAGAGGGAUCCAAGCGUCCAUCUCAACACCAGUUUUCAUGUUGUGAAAAACCAGAUUUCAUGCUGUGAAAACACAUCAACAUGGUUCAUAGAAGCUGUCUCACUCACAGGUUAAUCGUUAUCAUUUUAAUGUAGGUACAUCAUCACGGUUCAAAUAAGAGUAUUAUUUUUUCAGUUUUUGCUCAGUUAUAUUUUCAGAAAUAAGAGUAUUGUAUUCAAGUUGAAAGCAAGAUUCUUACAGAAGUAAUUCUCUGAGAGUUUGAUAUGCACAUUUGUUCACAUUGGUUUUCCUGUUCUGCAUAUUACCUACACUUUUGAUUGUUUAGUUUGUAUGAAGAGCUUUACAACAUCGCUGUGAUUUGGCUGUUGUACUGUCUGUAUUGAGCCAGGACUACAUGGGGCACUGUACAGGGAUAGUGUAACAGCCAUAGCUUGUCAAGGCAACAGAUUCAGGUCUUGGUUAUUUACGUGAGAGACCAUCUUUCCGAGGCAAGGGCUUUAACUGACUACAAAGGCAAAUCCUGCAGUCGACCAAAAUCUACCAUUCGUGACCAACUCGUGUUAUUCCGGGACAAGCCGAAUAGCGACUCGUGCCCAUCUCAUGGCUAUUUUUGCGACCGGGUUCCGUCUUAGCGCAAACGGGCAUACCUAAAACAAUUGUCAACUCGUUGCGUAAUGGUUCACAUAUAUUUCCUCAUAUAUUAUAUAUAUUUCAGAUUCAAUUUAAAGCACAUCUGGACAUGGGGAAUUAUACAGUAUGAUUGAACAUAUUUAACUGUGUCUUGGGUAUAUUUUUAGAUGCAAGACAUAUGUAAAAUCAAAGAUUAUUUCUGAGGGAUUCUUUGAUGAACAACUUGAAAUCAUAUGCGCAUUCUGAUUGGUUUGUCGUAUUUUCGCACGCAACAUUCAUUGAUAGGGGGACGAGUCUUCUUGCAGGUUAUGGAAAGGGGCAAGUGGUGACGAAUGAAAAUCUACUGGUUGAAAUCCAUGUAGUUCGUUACACAUUUUGAUUGGACUAUGUGCAUACUCAUUAGUCCAGCCAAAAUGUAACUCCAGAAUACCAGCCUAGUUCAGCAAGGGUGGGAACUGGACUUUCAUAGUCAGUUAACGCCUUGCCUUGGGAAGAUGGUAAGAGACAAGAGAUUUGUAUUUGUGCCGGUAUAUUGGUACCUGAAUCUGUACCUGUACAUCUACUUGAAGACUUGUAACAGAAUCUAUGUCUGUACAUUUAACAGUAGAUACGUACCUGUGUAAUUACCUGUACAUCUACCUGAAGACUUGUAACGGAAUCUAUGUCUGUACAUUUAACAGUAGAUUCGUACCUGUGUAAUUACCUGUACAUCGAUUGCAGACUUGGUCUUGUGUAUCUACCUGUAGCUACCUGUGUAACGCCUGUUGAUUUCUACCUGUACAUUACCACCCUCGUUAGCUAGCUGUGUGGAAGUGUGCUAUGUGCUGUGUAUUUACGUCACUAUUGUUGGUAAGCGUGAACAUCUUUGUAACCAGUUGCUUUUAUAUACUAGACUGUACAGAGAUAUUAUGUACUUUAUCUAUUUACAACUGCUCUGUUUUGAUGUGGACUAUUAGAGUUUGAUGUAUUUAUAUACCGGUAAGCCUGUUCACAUGAGAGCCACUUUUCUAAUGUGGCCUGGUCAGUGUGACAUAAAAAAGCAAGCGACGGUAUUCCAUGUCACCAUAAUGACCAGAUUGUCUUUGAUUUUCAGAUUAAGUGUAUCAUUUACACCUGUAUACUGAUGGCAUUAAAUAAGGGAACACUAAUAACGAAGAUGAAGUUAAUAGCUUUGUCUAGUGAUACUCUGGUCCUGCUGUUGGUACAUGAUGCAAACUUUGGACUUUUAACCAACAGGUGAGGGACCAACAAAUCUGUACCAUGUCAGGUUAUAAGUGCUCAUGCAUAAGGUCCAGGGUGUUAUUUAUUAAAAAUAAACAUGGCGAUAUUUGUUCACAUCGAAAGUUUGUUUUGAGAGAUAAUAAUUACAACAAACUGCCCUGCUAAUGUUUAUUUUGUCGAGACACUUUUACUUCACAAACUUCUCACAGAAACAGUGCGACAAGCUCACUCAUGUCGGACAGAUGAAUCCUCUUGCACAUGUUCCCAUAUUUUUGCUCAUCAGUAUGACCACUUUCAAAGACUUUUCAUGAGUGAUACUGAUUCAGCCGUAGAUUCAGCUCCAGAUUCAAUAACCCUGCUGUGGCAGCAAGUUAAUAUAUACACCAACAUUUGCCAUCAGAUGGCGCGACCGCGGUAUUGUAUGUGUGCUGUGAUGUCCUAGAAGGCAUUUCCCAUUAAUUCACUGUCUAUGCUCAACACACUCCAUUACACCAUGACACUGUGACAGUCGAGCCUUCUUCAAAGGGUGGUGGUCGUCUCCACACACAGUUCCUGUCCACAAAAGUAACCGUUGUUUAGAUUCUCUACCUGCUGUGAUAUGAUGGUAAUAAAGGUGUAUGCCAUUAUCAAUGUUGUUGAAGACUCAGUUUCUAAAUCAAACUGAAGCAAGCCGAAACAAUACCAUCCAGAAGAGGGUGAUAAAUGCUUUUAUUCACAUCCUCUAUUUAGUUGACUUCAAUAUAUAUCACAUAAUGAAAUAUUAAUCAGAAAAAAGGGACAAGCUAUGAAAUAGCACUAACUGUCUUAAGUGUUAUCAGAUAUAAGCACAGUAUUGAUCUAUGAAGAGGUUGCCAGAUUUCGUCAAAUAUCCCUUAACACCAGGUGUCCAUCAAGACAAAACAGUUAAUGGAAAUUUUGCAUAGACUGCUCACUAGGUGAGUGUAACCGCUGGGCAUUCAGAUCAUGUGAGACAUAUUUAAUGCCAUUAGUGAUGCCGUCAGGUCCACUAACGGUGGGGUCCCAUGAAGAUUCUGGGUUAGAACUGGUCUUCAGCAAUCUAACUACCUUCAGUGACUAUCGGGAUUGGGUGGUCAGGCUUGCUGACUUGUUUGAUGCAUGACAUCGUAUCCCGAUAUCUGUAUCCGUAGAUCAAUGCUCAUGAUGUCAAUCACUCGAUUGUCUGGUCCAGAUUUGAUUUUUUACCGACCGUGUCAUGUAGCUGGAAUAUUGCUGAGAGCGGCGUUAAACAGUAAACAAACAAGCAAACAAAACAGUGGUGGGACAAGAUACCUCGGAGUGCACAAUAAGCAGCAGCUGGAAGUGCUCGUAAAAUCAACCCUUCAGUCAGAGUACCUGGGGAACAGCAGUAUUAAACCUGACCAUCAACUGUAGGUCAUCUGUUGAUGAUCAGAUCAUUUACAGGUAGUACAGUUUGUAGGUAGACCAAUGAAUGGGCAGGUCAGUAUACAGGUAGGAAGGUUUAUGAAUAGGCUAAUUAAUGAGCUGAUCUGUUUACAGGUAGUACAGUUUUUAGUUUGACCAAUUAAUGGGCAGAUCAAUUUACAGGUAGGAAGGUUUAUGAAAGAGGUGGGUUUAGCAGAAGAUCGAUUUAUAAGGUGCUCGGUUUAGAAGUUACAGAUGCAUCACGGCGUCAAUGUUGCAUUGACAGGGCAGGUAAUCUUGUUUGUUCUCACAGGUUUGGAGGUAAUUAGUUUUUUCUGUUCCAUACCACAUUGUAAUACUUCAAGUCUUUAAAGGGCGUUCAGAGGUGAUAGACAUAAGGAAGAGUUUUUAUGGAUGUCAACUUGUUGAUUAUGAAGAACAACAUUUCGGAGUAUAUACUUACCCCUUCAUCAGGUGAAUGAUUUAUCAUUGUUGACAUCCUUAAUUUCUCUUCCUUACUGUAAUACUUUGAUUUAAAUAAUAUUUUCACAAUGAGUUAAGAUUUGGUUCCUUAUUAUAGCCAAAUCAAACAACUUCACCAUACACCCUGUUUAUAGUGUUAAAACCUUCUGGGUAUCUAGAUGUCCUGUUGAUAAAGUUGUGAUGGAUUUUAAGAUCCCUGUUUUUCAAGAAACAUUUUAUGAACAAGUUUCAAUUAUAUUUGUAUCAACAUUUUUGCAUAUUGAUGUCAACUUUUAUAACUGAUAACUCUGUGUAACUCCAUGGCCUUUAAUGACACAUAGGGUAUUGCGGUACUAAUGGGCUGAAGCCAGAUAUUACACAACGGGGUUACUUCCCCCUAGUCUGCCAACAGGCUUUUUUGUUUCGGAAAAGCAUUUUAUGUUCUCAUAUACUAGCUGAUAAUUAGACAUUUCAACAAGAUACUUUCAAUUGCAAACAUUUAGUGUUAAUAAGUUAUUUCAUAUGAAACUAUUUCCUGUGAGGUUUGAUUUGUCACUGUUUGCAAGUGGACAACAAAUGAAAAAUAUAUGCCUUGGUUGGUCCAGGUAGUCUUAGUGACAUUCAGUUGAUCUUCCAUUGUCACUCCCAGGUACAUGUAGUGGCUCCAAGUCAGUCCCCAGGCAGUUGUGGAUGAAUGUUUUACCCUUCCUGCUGAUCACAGUAUUUGUAGAAAGUAUAAUGUGCUCAUCACAGUACUGGUCUAUAGUAUGAUACUAUACUGAUCUAAAUAUUGGUAUGUGGUAUGAUUGUGCUGAUCACAAUACCGGUCAGUAGUAUGAUACUAUACUGAUCUAAGUAUUGGUAUGUGGUAUGAUUGUGCUGAUCACAGUAUAUGGUAUGUAACUAUUUCCAUGGCCAAACAUAAGAAGGGUUUGAUAAUGAUUCUUUGUGUUAAUGAAUUAUCUUACUAGUUAGUCUUUCCUGGAGAAAGAAACUGACCAUAAUGCUUUAGCCGUGUUCAUGUACUCAACCAGGCGUUCCCAGUACGGGUGAUCCUGACGUAAGAGGCUUGUGUGUGCAUCCAACAUUCGCUCUGACCAUACAUCCAUUGUGUAUAAAUUACUGUUUGUUUCUGUGUUAGAGACACCACUAUUGCCAAACAACAAGGCAAGGUCACUGAUGUUUACGUACCUUACAAUUAUGUGAAAUUAAGUUUUGAAUAACUGUGUUCUUUCAGAAUACAUUAUGCACACAAAACACCUGCCAACCAAUCUUGUUAUCCAACCGCUAGUGGAUAUAAAACACUGUUCAGUUUUCAAGUGCCAAUCAGGAAAUAAAACAAACUGUGCAGAGA
Haliotis rufescens (red abalone) is the source of this 9888-nucleotide messenger RNA. Its product is annotated as diphosphoinositol polyphosphate phosphohydrolase 1-like. Gene Ontology annotation, molecular function: diphosphoinositol-polyphosphate diphosphatase activity; bis(5'-adenosyl)-hexaphosphatase activity; endopolyphosphatase activity. NCBI's taxonomy places the organism in Eukaryota, Metazoa, Mollusca, Gastropoda, Lepetellida, Haliotidae. Gene Ontology annotation, cellular component: cytoplasm; nucleus. The transcript is spliced from 4 exons. Bases 179 to 628 code for a protein of 149 amino acids. Gene Ontology annotation, biological process: diadenosine pentaphosphate catabolic process; diadenosine hexaphosphate catabolic process; diphosphoinositol polyphosphate metabolic process. The record is from RefSeq and is a predicted model, not a curated record.